CAAGUGGGGAGCUUGGUUCAGAAGACUUUGGCUUCUGACAGUCAUGGACUCACUAGGCUGCUGAGGAAGAUCCAGCAUUUGUCCAUCUGCUGAACCCAUUCAAGAAACAACAGUUAACAGCAGAAGUCAAGUAUGGGAAUAGUGAACUAAGAAGAGCCCGAGGAAGAAGUGUGUGACCAGAUCAGGAACUUCAACAAAGAAGAUGAGUGACCCAUCAAAAAACAACCCGUGCUGCCCACCAAGUCCUCCAUGCUGCCCACCGAAACCAUGCUGCCCACCCAAACCAUGUUGUCCACAGAAACCUCCUUGCUGCCCCAAGUCCCCAUGCUGCCCACCGAAAUCCCCAUGCUGCCCGCUGAAACCCCCAUGCUGCCCACUAAAACCCCCAUGCUGUCCACAAAAAUGUUCAUGCUGCCCUAAAAAGUGCACAUGCUGCCUGCAAUCUCCCCCUUGCUGCUGUGGUCAACCCAACUGCUGCUCUGCAGAGAAUAAGACUGAGUCAGAUUCGGAUUCCACAACUCAGGAAAAGGGUACUCAAGGACAACAGUCCCCUCAAAGUGCUCAAAGUGGAUCCUGGAACCAGAAGAAGCCAAGCAAGUAGACUGUCCUUGACACCAUGCCCUUCUUCAAAGGGUGAGGAAUUACUACAGGUCGGGCUAAAACUGUUUUAAGGAUGCUGCUUCCACACUAACCAACAAGACUAUCCUAUCCUAGACUACUAUUUCCACCCAAACAUAGGCAACUGGAAGUGGAAAGUAGAAAGGGCUAGAAACAUUUUGCCUAGUGAUACUGACAUUUAGAUAGCACAGAAAUAAAAGAGCAUUAAAAAAAGAA
Molecule: messenger RNA, 834 nt
Organism: Mesocricetus auratus (golden hamster)
Lineage: Eukaryota; Metazoa; Chordata; Mammalia; Rodentia; Cricetidae
Gene: Smcp
Product: sperm mitochondria associated cysteine rich protein
Exons: 2
Source: RefSeq, a predicted model, not a curated record